Messenger RNA from Lagopus muta (rock ptarmigan), 3687 nucleotides. RefSeq names its product CCR4-NOT transcription complex subunit 4 (gene CNOT4). The transcript is spliced from 12 exons. Lineage: Eukaryota; Metazoa; Chordata; Aves; Galliformes; Phasianidae. Gene Ontology annotation, biological process: protein ubiquitination. Gene Ontology annotation, molecular function: RNA binding; metal ion binding; ubiquitin-protein transferase activity. The record is from RefSeq and is a predicted model, not a curated record. The coding region runs from base 456 to 2597 and encodes 713 amino acids. Gene Ontology annotation, cellular component: CCR4-NOT complex.
GGCGGCGCAAGCGCAGGAGAGGCGGCGUCCAGGGCAAGUCUCCCUAAUGUAAGAUGGUGGCCGGGCUGGCAGCGGAGCGCCCCGAGCUCGGAGAUUCCCCGUCUCUCGCCUAAAGGUCGUCGGAGCAGCCGCCCGAGCGCCCGGCCGGCCCGCCGCUACAGGUCCCGCCCCGGGAGCGCUGCUGCGGUUUCUUCCCCGCGUUUCUCCUCGCCUCCUCUCGCCUUCCCUCCCCACCCUUCUCCUCCUCCUCCUUCUCCCCUCUCCUCCUUCCCCGCACGCUCACCCACUGCCCGCCCCCGCCGGCCCGGCAGCCGCCGCCGCCGGGCAGCGCCGCGCAGGGAGAGCCGCGCACACGCUCCGCGGGCCGGGCAGGGACGAGGAAGGCGGCCCCUCAAGUGCUGACCUUCUUUGUCUAUUAAGUUAUUAUAAACUUUUGCUGCUCUGCGAACACAAAGAUGUCUCGCAGCCCUGAUGCUAAGGAAGACCCUGUGGAAUGCCCCCUUUGCAUGGAGCCUCUGGAGAUUGAUGACAUCAACUUCUUUCCUUGCACCUGUGGCUACCAAAUCUGUAGAUUCUGUUGGCAUCGUAUCCGCACUGAUGAGAAUGGACUUUGUCCUGCUUGCAGAAAGCCAUAUCCAGAAGAUCCAGCAGUGUACAAACCACUCUCCCAGGAAGAGCUGCAAAGGAUAAAAAACGAAAAGAAACAGAAACAAAAUGAGAGAAAACAGAAGAUAUCAGAGAAUCGCAAACAUUUGGCCAGUGUACGGGUUGUACAGAAGAAUCUUGUCUUCGUGGUAGGGUUAUCUCAGCGCCUAGCAGACCCAGAGGUUUUGAAACGACCAGAAUAUUUUGGGAAGUUUGGUAAAAUACAUAAAGUUGUAAUUAAUAACAGCACAUCAUAUGCAGGCUCACAGGGUCCAAGUGCCAGUGCAUAUGUAACCUACAUCCGGUCAGAAGAUGCUCUCAGAGCCAUACAGUGUGUCAAUAAUGUGGUGGUAGACGGCAGAACACUUAAGGCAUCACUAGGUACAACAAAAUACUGCAGUUAUUUUCUAAAAAAUAUGCAGUGUCCAAAGCCAGACUGUAUGUAUCUACACGAGCUAGGAGAUGAAGCAGCCAGUUUCACAAAAGAAGAAAUGCAGGCGGGUAAGCACCAAGAAUAUGAACAGAAACUACUGCAAGAACUAUACAAACUAAACCCCAACUUUCUUCAAUUAUCUACGGGUACAGUUGACAAGAACAAGAACAAAGUGACAGCACUGCAGAGGUACGAUGCCCCUAUCGACAAACCUUCAGAUUCCCUCAGUAUAGGAAAUGGUGACAGCUCCCAGCAGAUAACAAAUAGUGACACACCUUCACCGCCGCCUGGUUUAACAAAACCCAAUCCAGCCAUACCCAUCAGUUCAUCUAACCACAGUGCGCGGUCUCCUUUUGAAGGAGCUGUAACAGAAUCACAGUCGCUCUUCUCUGACAACUUCCGGCACCCUAACCCCAUCCCCAGUGGGCUUCCUCCAUUCCCCAGCUCUCCACAGACUUCAAAUGACUGGCCUACAGCACCAGAACCACAGAGCCUCUUCACAUCAGAAACUAUACCAGUAUCUUCCUCCACAGACUGGCAAGCGGCUUUUGGGUUUGGUUCCUCCAAACAGCAAGAGGACGACUUAGGGUUUGACCCCUUUGACGUCACCCGCAAAGCCUUAGCAGACCUGAUUGAGAAGGAACUGUCAGUUCAAGACCAACCUUCCCUCUCGCCCACAUCUCUUCAGAACCCUUCCCCACACACUACAGCUGCCAAAGGGCCAGGCUCUGGAUUUCUGCAUCCUGCUGCACCCGCAAAUGCCAACUCUCUCAGUAGCACCUUUCCAGUCAUGCCACAGAGGUUCCCACAGUUUCAACAACAUCGAGCAGUUUACAACUCCUUCAGUUUUCCAGGCCAAGCAGCUCGCUAUCCUUGGAUGGCCUUUCCACGCAAUAGCAUCAUGCACUUGAACCACACAGCAAAUCCCACCUCAAAUAGUAAUUUCUUGGACUUGAAUCUCCAACCACAACACAGCACAGGUCUGGGAGGGAUCCCUAUAUCAGACAACAGCAGUUCUGUAGAGAGUUUAAAUAUGAAGGAAUGGCAGGACGGGCUAAGGGCACUUCUACCGAACAUUAACAUCAGCUUUGGUGGACUGCCCAAUGCUUCCUCCCCCUCCAACGCCAACCACAGUGUACCAACGUCCAACACUGCCACCACCGACAGCCUGAAUUGGGACAGCUCUGGCAGCUGGAUGGACCCCGCAAUCAUCACAGGUAUCCCAGCCUCCACAGGAAACAGUUUAGACACCCUUCAAGAUGACAAUCCUCCACAUUGGCUAAAAUCUCUUCAGGCCCUCACAGAGGUGGACGGCCCCAGUGCAGCGCCGUCACAGACGCACCACAGUAAUCCCUUCGGCACACAGAUCCCUCUGCACAGAGCCAGUUGGAAUCCCUACUCUCCUCCUUCAAACCCAACCAGUUUCCAUUCCCCACCCCCAGGCUUUCAGACAGCCUUCAGACCCCCCAGUAAAACCCCCACAGAUCUACUACAGAGCUCAGCGCUGGAUCGUCAUUAGGAAAGGAGGAAAAAAAAACAAAAAAAAAAACAACGUUAGAAAUGCAGGAAGUGUCCCACCCCGACUCCUCCCCACACCCACCUACUGUUCCCUGUCAUAUCUUUCUUUCUGAAGAAUCCAGUUCCUGAUCAAACCUCCCCCCCCAAAUGCAAUGCCAUCACAGGGUCAUGGCCGGAUUCAUUAAGUUUCUGCUGAGCCGGUGUUUGAAAUGCACCGUUAGAAAUAAUUUCUAAACAUUCUAAGGAGAAAAAAAAAAAAAGAGAGAGAGAGAAAUCAAAAUGCAGUCUCAAUGCUUAAGGAGAAUAUUACUGUCUUAUGUUUUUUUGCACAUGAGUAUUCCUGCCUAGUGGAAAAGCGUCAGCCUACAAUAGGGGAAAAAUGCAAUGCAGAACCAAGUGCAGAAAUAUGAAAAAGGUAUUUAAUUUAAAUGAAGUUACUGAGCAUGUGGGGCAAGCAGUGGCCUACCAUUUAUUUUGCAUUCAGUGUGGCACUACACAGGGAAAUUGCUGUUUUUUUUUUUCUUUUCAGAAAAGAGGACUUUGUGUCACUCAGUGAGAGGUUUGACAUGAAGUGUGUUGAAAGCCAAAACACUUAUAGCGCUGAGUAAAUGGCAUGUUGCUGAAGAGUGGUUUAGAGACAGGAGAAUAAGAUUUAUUUUUUUUUUUUAAUUUUGGCUUUAGAUUUAAAGUAAACUUUAAUGUUUUAAAAGUAUUCACAGAUUUAAUACCUAGCAUAUACAUAAUAUAAUUAUAAGCAGCUGAAACACGAGUGAUAUUUACUUCAGUCUUUCUGUCUCCUCUGUCGGUCUCUCUUUCUUUUUUUUUUUUUUAAACAAAGAUUCACCUGAUUGGGGCACUCUGGGAUAGCACUGCAUUGGGGCCACAUGAUCACCAUCAGGAGCAACCUCUGACCUCCUCUGCCUGCAGCUUUUACUUAACCCUGUAGUUUCUGGACGUUUGUGCAGUAUUGAAAAGACAGGAAAAAGAAACAGAUAAACAUGGUUAUAACCUGACGCUAAAACUAAAACCAAGGAAAUGUACCUCUUUCUUCAGAAUUAAAACUAAAAUCUUAAAUAAAACAGAGAACUUGA